Messenger RNA from Prorocentrum cordatum, 443 nucleotides. NCBI's taxonomy places the organism in Eukaryota, Dinophyceae, Prorocentrales, Prorocentraceae. The record is from the annotation of a GenBank genome assembly.
CGGUCCUGGAGUCGACUCGCACUAAAUUUCAUGAUUCUGUGAAAGACAAGUAUCUUGUCCUGCUGAAGGACACUGAGAUGACGAUGAAUAAGAUUGGCAAAGCAUACAAGUUGCAUGUCCCGAGCAUGGCUCAAGCAUCACAGUUCCAGGCAGCGUUCAACAACGAUGGGCACAAGUGGCUUGAUCGAUCUUUCGCGAAGAUCUACCCAGCGGUGAAGGCAGAGCUUCAGAAAUCGGCCAUGUGGACAGAGAAGCACCGGCUUGGAGUGAAUGGGCAGCGUGGAGUGAUGUAUGUGUUCGAUGACAAUGACAUUGACGAGCUCGUCUCACGCGAGCACAGCGGCGCCGACGUUGAGAGGUUCUUCCCCAACUCGAAGACGCUCGAGGUGCGGGGCAUCAGCGAAGCCAAGAUCCGCGAGAUCAUCGAGAGCACCGAGCUGUGA